Blastomyces gilchristii SLH14081 is the source of this 1439-nucleotide messenger RNA. RefSeq lists its product as uncharacterized. The transcript is spliced from 3 exons. The record is from RefSeq and is a predicted model, not a curated record. The coding region runs from base 1164 to 1439 and encodes 91 amino acids. NCBI's taxonomy places the organism in Eukaryota, Fungi, Ascomycota, Eurotiomycetes, Onygenales, Ajellomycetaceae.
UGUGACACCAUGACGGACUGCGGUACUACUUGUUGGUUAAAGUUAUCUGCUGGAAGGUCAGCCUCAAAUUUGGCAUUUGCACUAAGUUAACCAGAGAGAAAAAGAUACGGAGAAUUGAAAAUUUACUCUCUUGUACCUCAUCUUCAUCUGGGCUUAUCAUUAGCUCCCAUGAUCUGUAAGAUGCUUGAAAUGUUUCCACAGUAGUUAUUCUCCGAAAGAACUAUCAGGGCUGUCCAGCGAAUUAACUCUCCCCUCUCUAGUUUGAUUUGUCUCAUAUGCCAUGCGACAAUAUGAAAUAUCGCAUCACUUUCACCCUCCAUCUCACCAUGCCCCAAGCUCAGUCAACCGACGGGUUUUUUCUCCUGGAGGGCCCCUAAACACCGGCAUAUCCACGCUGUUACAAAUGUUCUCAUGAUGCAACACUUAAAGACACCGAGCAUACAGAUUUCUUCUUCAUUUAGUUUUCUUCCCCAUGUCGAACAGAAGGAUGCACCAUCACACUUCCAUUACAAACUCUAGCAUUUAGAAUUUUCAACCAUUGGGAAGUUUAGCGCUGCAUACCUUCGUUUAGUCUAUGGCAGCUACUCACCAGCCUUUCAAAUUACCCGCUUGCAUAUAAUCGUCCGCAUAUUUUAACAGGGCUUGUAGUUGCUAAGAGAGGUGCACCAGUUCCCUUACCACCCGCCCUCCAUCGUAGAUUGGGUAUUGCGGCCGUAUGUAAUCAUCUCGAAGGGGACACCGGAAGCAUCCCGGCUAUAAUAUAGGGAACUGAAUGUCCACCAUCCAAUGGGCGAGAUGUCUUAGAAAACCGUGCAUACUGAGCUUGCAUAAACUCACCGUCUGUUCAGAUGGUAAGCUUUUGAUAUAUACCGGAUGUAGCCUGGUAUUUUCCAUGGAGAUCAAGCCAGUGCUUCCUGCAUGAGCUUGCUUGAUGUCGAAACUCUUUUCCUAGACGCUCACUUCUGCACUUGAAACAAAAACGAAAAUAUGGCCAGCAAUGAGAUAUGAUCAAUGGUGCUCAUCCCGUCGAAAUUGGCGUAAGUAAGGCGCAGGAUGCCUUCCAAUAGAGGAAUCUCUUGAAUGGUAGUUAUGUCAUUGAAUGUUGAGGGGACUUGGCGGAAGAAAAAUGACCAGAGCAGGAUUUGUGGAUAUUCCGAACGACAAUGUGGGCGGAUCUAAAACGUCCCGGUGAUCUAAAUUCGCUCGUACCCCAAUCUUCUGCCCUACUUUUUGCCCGCUACAGCCAAUCAAUUGUCCUUCUAGACUGUGAUCUAAUCAUGAAAUCACGGAACAAAAGGCUCAAAGAAAUUGGCCGGUACGAGCAGUUCCAUCUUGAUGCCGUUUUGGAGACAUAUACCCUAGCCCUCUUCACCCGCGUACGCAAGUGGGAUAGGAAAGAAAUCAGCAUCCUUGUAGCACUUCUUAGUGUCGUUAAGUGA